UAAUUUCCUCUUUUUACUUCUCAUCCCUCUUUCAAGGAAACUAGCCCUAGACAGCCGCCCAUCUACUCUCUCUAACACCGACUCAAUUCAAUUUAACAACUCAAAAACUUCUUCCCAAAAUCAAUAAUAUUCCCAAUUUUUUUUAGUUAGAGGGGGGAAGGCAAAGCUCCAAAAACAAUGGGUAUGAAACUAUUCAACGACGAUGUUGGUCCCGAAAACGACGACAUAUCGAAGAUUGAAAUCAACAAAGAGUAUGCUCGAAGAUUCGAGCACAACAAGAAGCGGGAGGAUCUACAGAGGUACGAGGAGCUCAAGAAGAAAGGUCACGUUGAAGAAUCUGAUGAAGAAUCUUCUGAUGAUGAUGACGACGACGAUGAUGAAGUAGACUUUACUGACCAAAUUGCGAAAGAUGAAGAUUUCUUUAAAGCUCUACUUCGGGUGAGAAGCCGUGACCCGAAAUUGAAGGAAAAAGAUGUGAAGCUUUUUGAGUCUGAUGAUGAUUAUGAAAGUGGCAAAUCAGACCAAGAAGAAAGCGAGCAGGGAAAAAGGAAAGAUAAGAAGUCAAUGUAUUUAAAGGAUGUGGUUGCAAAGCACUUGAUUGAAGAAGGGCCUGAUUUCGAUGAACAGGAUGCUCCUGUUAAGCUGAAGAAGAAGGUAAAGACUUAUGAUGAAGAACAAGAAGAGAUAAAGAAGGCUCUUUUGGAUGCAACUGAAGAAAUUGAAAACGAGGAUGAUGGAGAUUUCUUGAGAGUAAAGGAAAAAAAGGGUAAGGAUGAUGUGGGAAAAGAAGGCUUAAACCAUGGUGAAUUUUCUAAGAAGUUGGAAGAAUAUUUUGGGGAAGAUGCUGAAAUCGAUGAGAACUCGAAGUUCUUGAAGGAGUUUUUUAAGAACAAGAUGUGGAUUGAUAAGGAGAGGAAAGGCGGGGAUCUUGAGAUUGAUAACGAUGUAGUGGAUGAGGUGUUGAGGGAUGAAGAGGAGAUUGAGAGACAGGAGGGGUACGAGAUGGAGUAUAACUUUAGGCACGAGGAGAAUGCGGAGGAUAGAGUGAUAGGGUAUUCUCGGAAAGUAGAGGGGACAGUGAGGAAGAAGGAGAGUAAGAGGAAGGCGCAAAGAGAAAGGAAGGAGGAGAGAAUGAGGGUUGCGGAAAUGGAAAGGAAGGAGGAGUUGAAGCAUUUGAAGAAUCUGAAGAAGGAAGAAAUUAAGGAGAGAAUGAAGAAGGUUAUGGAGAUUUCAGGGAUUAACAAAGAGGAUUGUCCGUUUAGUGCAAAGGAUUUGGAGGAGGAAUUUGAUCCUGAUGAGUAUGAUAAGAUGAUGAAGGCCGUAUUUGAUGAGAAGUAUUAUGAUGACGAAGAUGCUGAGUUAAAUAGUGAUAGCGAAAGAAUCGAAAAACCAGACUUCGAUAAGGAGGAUGAGUUGCUUGGACUUCCUAAAGGAUGGGAUGUGCUAGAGUCUCAUGAUGGUUUCUUGGCUGCAAGGGAGAGGAAUAAGAACAAGUUACAGAGUAGCGGCGAUAAUGAUUCAGGAGAAGAAGAAGAAGAAAAAGGAGAGGAUGAUGUUGAAGAUGAAGAUGAAAAUGAAGAUGUUGGUGAUGACGAGGGCAAAGAACACGAAAGUGAAGAUAAUGAAGAAGAUGACGAGGAAAGCAAGGAAGAGGAGACUGAGGAAGGUAAGCGGAAGAGGAAGCGUAAAAUGUCCGUCGUUCAGAAAGCUUUAAACGAAAUGUGGGAGGAAUUUUAUAAUUUGGACUAUGAGGAUACAAUUGGAGACUUGAAAACAAGAUUUAAAUAUGUCAAGAUCAAACCUAAUAGAUUCGGGUUGAAGCCAAGUGAGCUACUGGCUUUGGAUGAGAAAGAAUUGAAUCAAUACGUUUCUUUAAAGAAGCUCGCACCAUAUACGGAUAAGGAAUGGAAGGUACCCAAUAGUAAGAGGUACCAGCAGAAAUUGAGGAUUAAGGAACUUCUCAAGGAGAAGCAAAGACAUCAAAAGGUCAGUAAGAAAAGGUCAAGAGACACUGCCGAGCAAUCAAAAGAAGAUGAGAGCACAAAAUUGGAGGAUUCAGAGUCAUCAAAACAGGGCAAGAAAAAGCGUCGUCAAGCAACCAACAUAUCGGAGUCGAGGCGCAAAGCAUACGGAAUGAUCUCUUCUAAUCCAAAAAAGAACAAACACAAGCAUUGAUCGAAUUGAUACACUUCCAUGGAAAGGUAGUUUUCUUGUUAGCCGUUCAUUUUCUUACACUUCCAUUGAAUCUGCUUAUUUAGUCUUGAUAUGAAUGAAUGCAUCAUGCGGUGGGCAUUUGGGGAUGCACGGACUGGCAAAGUGAAGGUUAGAGGUGCCUUACAGUUUUGAACUAUGUAGUGCUUAUUCAUGAAAGUGUUAUUGACCUGUUGUGAUAUAUUUUGAUCUCUCUAGUCAAUUGUAUCAGUUUUGGUAUUUAGAGUGGUUAUGAUGUAGCAUUCUUUUUCUUGGGGGUGGUAGCUUAUUAUUUUAUAAAGGUUUUAUGGUUCAGAAGGUUGCAUGAGUUUAUAAAUGUAAUUGCAUUUAGUGACAGAUCAUUUUACUGUUGUCUUUCUUGAUUUAUAAAUGGCUUUUAACAAGCAAUACAUGUGACAGGAUGUUGAUUCA
This is a messenger RNA of Gossypium raimondii (Peruvian cotton), 2622 nucleotides long. RefSeq lists its product as uncharacterized. The transcript has 2 exons. Gene Ontology annotation, cellular component: nucleolus; 90S preribosome. The record is from RefSeq and is a predicted model, not a curated record. Bases 178 to 2175 code for a protein of 665 amino acids. Lineage: Eukaryota; Viridiplantae; Streptophyta; Magnoliopsida; Malvales; Malvaceae. Gene Ontology annotation, biological process: endonucleolytic cleavage in ITS1 to separate SSU-rRNA from 5.8S rRNA and LSU-rRNA from tricistronic rRNA transcript (SSU-rRNA, 5.8S rRNA, LSU-rRNA).